This is a messenger RNA of Tupaia belangeri chinensis (Chinese tree shrew), 2161 nucleotides long. RefSeq names its product putative phospholipid-transporting ATPase IIB. NCBI's taxonomy places the organism in Eukaryota, Metazoa, Chordata, Mammalia, Scandentia, Tupaiidae. The record is from RefSeq and is a predicted model, not a curated record. Gene Ontology annotation, cellular component: trans-Golgi network; plasma membrane; endosome. Gene Ontology annotation, molecular function: ATP binding; ATPase-coupled intramembrane lipid carrier activity; magnesium ion binding. Gene Ontology annotation, biological process: endocytosis; phospholipid translocation; retrograde vesicle-mediated transport, Golgi to endoplasmic reticulum.
GUACCAAUUGGAAGACGAUUCUGCCCACUUGGAUGAAAUGCCGCUGAUGAUGUCUGAGGAAGGCUUCGAGAACGACGAGAGUGACUACCACACGUUGCCGCGUGCAAGGAUGACGCGGAGAAAGAGAGGGCUCCAGGGGCUGGUCUGUGGCGGGUGGAAGUCCGUCUGCGCCAGUUGCUGUGACUGGCUGGUACAUAUCUGCCAACGGAAAAAUGAGCUGAAAGCUCGCACCGUGUGGCUGGGAUGUCCUGAGAAGUGUGAAGAAAAACACCCCAGGAAUACUAUAAAAAACCAAAAAUACAACGUGUUUACCUUUAUACCUGGGGUUUUAUACGCACAGUUCAAGUUUUUCUUGAACCUCUAUUUUCUGGUAGUCUCCUGCUCACAGUUUGCACCGGCAUUGAAAAUAGGCUACCUCUACACCUACUGGGCUCCUCUGGGAUUUGUCUUGGCUGUUACUGUCAUUAGGGAGGCAAUUGAUGAAUUUCGGCGUUUUCAACGAGACAAGGAAGUGAAUUCACAAUUAUACACCAAGCUUACAGUAAGAGGUAAAGUGCAAGUGAAGAGCUCAGAUAUUCGCGUCGGAGACCUCAUCAUAGUGGAGAAGAAUCAAAGAAUUCCAUCAGACAUGGUGUUCCUUAGGACUUCAGAAAAAGCAGGUUCCUGCUUUAUCCGGACUGACCAGCUGGACGGGGAAACCGACUGGAAGCUGAAAGUGGCCGUGAGCUGCACCCAGCGGCUGCCAGCUCUGGGGGACCUUUUUUCGAUCAGUGCAUACGUUUAUGCCCAGAAGCCACAACUGGACAUCCACAGCUUUGAAGGCACGUUCACCAGGGACAGUGACCCGCCUGUGCACGAAAGUCUCGGCAUAGAGAACACACUGUGGGCAAGCACCGUUGUUGCCUCAGGUUCUGUAAUAGGUGUUGUCAUUUAUACUGGAAAAGAGACUCGGAGUGUAAUGAACACAUCCAAUCCAAAAGACAAGGUUGGUUUGUUGGACCUUGAGCUCAACCAGCUGACGAAGGCGCUGUUCCUGGCCCUGGUCGUCCUCUCUGUGGUCAUGGUCACCUUACAGGGCUUUGUGGGCCCCUGGUACCGCAACCUCUUCCGGUUCCUCCUCCUCUUUUCCUACAUCAUCCCCAUAAGUUUGCGGGUGAACUUGGACAUGGGCAAAGCAGCCUACGGAUGGAUGAUUAUGAGAGAUGAGAAUAUUCCGGGCACCGUUGUUCGGACCAGCACUAUACCAGAGGAAUUGGGGCGCCUGGUGUAUUUACUGACGGACAAGACAGGGACCCUCACCCAGAACGAGAUGGUGUUCAAGCGGCUCCACCUGGGCACCGUGUCCUACGGAGUGGACACCAUGGACGAGAUCCAGAGCCACGUGGCCAGUUCCUACUCGCAGACGCAUUCUCAAGCUUGUGGAAACAAUGCCAGUUCGUCUCCACCGAGAAAAGCCCAGGCUUCAGCCCCCAAGGUGAGAAAAAGCGUGAGCAGUCGGAUCCACGAGGCUGUGAAAGCCAUCGCCCUGUGCCACAACGUGACCCCUGUGUACGAGUCCCGAGCUGGUGCCCCCGGGGAGCCCGAGGCUGCCGAAGCAGACCAGGACUUCAGUGACGAGAACCGCACCUACCAGGCCUCUAGCCCCGAUGAGGUCGCUCUGGUGCAGUGGACAGAAAGCGUGGGCCUGACACUGGUCAGCAGGGACCUCAACUCCAUGCAGCUGAAGACACCUGGAGGCCAGGUCCUCACCUACCACAUCUUGCAGAUGUUCCCCUUCACCUCCGAGAGCAAGCGGAUGGGCAUCGUGGUCAGGGAGGAGUCCACGGCAGAGAUCACAUUUUACAUGAAAGGUGCCGAUGUCGCCAUGUCCAGCAUCGUCCAGUACAAUGACUGGCUGGAAGAGGAGUGCGGGAACAUGGCACGGGAAGGGCUGCGGACCCUCGUGGUGGCCAAGAGGGCAUUGACGGAGGAGCAGUACCAGGACUUUGAGAGCCGAUACACUCAGGCCAGGCUAAGCCUACAUGACAGGAGCCUGAAGGUGGCGGCCGUGGUGGAGAGCCUGGAGCGGGAGAUGGAGCUGCUGUGUCUGACAGGUGUGGAGGACCAGCUGCAGACGGACGUGCGGCCUACUCUGGAGCUUCUGCGCAACGCCGGGAUCAAG